Molecule: messenger RNA, 2240 nt
Organism: Ochotona princeps (American pika)
Lineage: Eukaryota; Metazoa; Chordata; Mammalia; Lagomorpha; Ochotonidae
Gene: HM13
Product: histocompatibility minor 13
Exons: 13
Coding region: 133-1437 (434 amino acids)
Biological process (GO): membrane protein proteolysis
Cellular component (GO): cytoplasmic side of endoplasmic reticulum membrane; lumenal side of endoplasmic reticulum membrane; membrane
Molecular function (GO): aspartic endopeptidase activity, intramembrane cleaving
Source: RefSeq, a predicted model, not a curated record
CGGCGGAGAGGAAGGCGCGUCACUUCCUGUUUCUUUAGGGGAACGUGGCUUUUCCCCGCAGCGCCGGUGUGUCCGUCUGCGUCGGUGCUGCAGCGGCUGGAGCUGGAGUCAGAUCCCGAGCGCAGCCAGGCCAUGGACUCGGCCCUCAGCGACCCGCAUAACGGCAGCGCCGAGACCGGCAGCGCAGCCAACGGCACGACGCGACCGCCUUCCACUCCCGAGGGCAUCGCGCUGGCCUACGGCAGCCUUCUGCUCAUGGCGCUGCUGCCCAUCUUCUUCGGCGCCCUGCGCUCGGUGCGCUGCGCCCGCGGCAAGAAUGCCUCGGACAUGCCCGAGACCAUCACCAGCCGGGACGCCGCCCGCUUCCCCAUCAUUGCCAGCUGCACACUGCUGGGCCUCUACCUCUUUUUCAAGGCCCUAGAGAGGGAGCCGUGGCGUGCCUCGCAGGAGCCACGUGGGAGGAGCUGCGAGGGAGUGAACUCAGCUAAGCAGAUAUUUUCCCAGGAGUACAUCAACCUCUUGCUGUCCAUGUAUUUCUUCGUGCUGGGGAUCCUGGCCCUGUCCCACACCAUCAGCCCCUUCAUGAAUAAAUUUUUCCCAGUCAACUUCCCCAACCGCCAGUACCAGCUGCUCUUCACACAGGGCUCUGGGGAGAACAAAGAAGAGAUCAUCAAUUACGAGUUUGACACUAAGGAUCUGGUGUGCCUGGGCCUGAGCAGCAUUGUUGGUGUCUGGUACCUGCUGAGGAAGCACUGGAUCGCCAACAACCUGUUUGGCUUGGCCUUCUCCCUGAAUGGGGUGGAGCUCCUGCACCUGAACAACGUCAGCACAGGCUGCAUCCUGCUGGGCGGCCUCUUCAUCUACGAUGUCUUCUGGGUGUUUGGCACCAAUGUGAUGGUGACAGUGGCCAAGUCCUUUGAAGCACCAAUAAAAUUGGUGUUUCCCCAAGACCUGCUGGAGAAGGGCCUCGAAGCGGACAACUUCGCCAUGCUGGGCCUGGGAGACAUCGUCAUUCCAGGGAUCUUCAUUGCCUUGCUGCUGCGCUUUGACAUCAGCUUGAAGAAGAACACACACACCUACUUCUACACCAGCUUCGCAGCCUACAUCUUCGGCCUGGGCCUCACCAUCUUCAUCAUGCACCUCUUCAAGCACGCACAGGGUCCUGGCUCACAUCAUCUCACUGCCUCUGUCCUCUCCCAGCCUGCCCUGCUGUACCUGGUCCCUGCCUGCAUCGGCUUUCCUGUCUUGGUGGCACUGGCCAAGGGAGAAGUGACAGAAAUGUUCAGCUACGAGUCCUCGGCGGAAAUCCUGCCUCACACUCCGAGGCUCACCCACUUCCCCACGGUCUCGGGCUCCCCAGCCAGCCUGGCUGACUCCAUGCAGCAGAAGCGAGCCGGCCCCCGCCGCCGGCGCCCGCAGAAUCCCAGCGCCAUGUAAUGCCCAGCGGGUGCCCACCUGCCCGCCCUUCCCACCUCCCCGAGGCCCAAGGUAGGGCAGAUACCCCGGCUCCAGCGGAUGAGGCAGGGAGCAUUGCCCGGGGCAGGCGGCAGGAGGUAGCCCAGCCCUGACCGGCAGUUCUUGCACGGGGCCAGGAAGUAGGGAUCCCCGCACCCAGUGUUCCUGCCAGGGCCCUGGGGCUCGCAUGAGUGGCCCUGGGGAGCCAGCUGCUGACGACCUGCCCAGAGCCCUAGGCAGGUCACUUUCUUCUUCAGAGCCCUUCUUUCUUCAUCCAUGAGUGCACGGCCCUGCCUCGCUGAGUUGGUCUAGCUGGGUAAUACACACUUGUCCUUGGCGUGAACCUAAUUGCUCAAUAAGGGAAGCCCGUAGUGAGAGCCGAGCCAGGGGCCUGUCUGCAGAGAAGGCCCCUUGUCAAUGGCAAUGUAGCCACAGCCUCACCCUGGCAACCCCUGUCAUUCACUCACCUGUAGAAGUCAUGGAACAAGUUGGUCACAUGUGCCCAGGCCCAUUCUCCACUACAUUUGCCCCUGCUGCCUCUUGGCACCGCCUAGCACAGAGCUAGCAGGGCGUGCAGCAGGCCUGUGGCUGAUGCCCUCAGUGCCUGGAGCGGGUAGAGAGGGGAGGAGACAACAGAGGCCCAGCCCUGUCCCACCCCUCAAUGUGUCUCUUUGGUUUUGUUUUUCGGCCAGUUAUGAGGAGUCGAGUCCUAAGGAUCCCACAGCAGUGACAGAAUCCAAAGAGGUGACAGAGGCGGCGGCAGCCAAGGGGCUGGAGAAGAAGGA